Protobothrops mucrosquamatus (brown spotted pit viper) is the source of this 2125-nucleotide messenger RNA. It is a transcript of the gene STRBP, whose product is annotated as spermatid perinuclear RNA binding protein. Gene Ontology annotation, cellular component: precatalytic spliceosome. NCBI's taxonomy places the organism in Eukaryota, Metazoa, Chordata, Lepidosauria, Squamata, Viperidae. The record is from RefSeq and is a predicted model, not a curated record. The coding region runs from base 14 to 2032 and encodes 672 amino acids. The transcript is spliced from 17 exons. Gene Ontology annotation, molecular function: double-stranded RNA binding; single-stranded RNA binding.
AACUGCUGUAGCCAUGAGAUCAAUCCGAUCGUUUGCCAACGAUGACCGGCACGUGAUGAUGAAGCAUUCGACGAUUUAUCCGUCUCCAGAGGAACUCGAAGCCGUCCAGAACAUGGUCUCCACCGUCGAGUGUGCCCUUAAGCAGGUCUCCGAUUGGAUGGACGAGACGAGCAAGUCUUCUGGGAUGGAGGGCAGCUUGGAGGACCAAGAGGAACCGGCUGAUGGCCGGAGUAGCAAGGAGCAAGGCGGCCGGAUCUUGUGUGGCGUGAUGAGGAUUGGUUUGGUGGCCAAAGGCUUGUUGAUAAAGGACGACAUGGACCUGGAACUGGUCCUCAUGUGCAAAGAGAAGCCCACAGAGACCCUCUUAUCCCUCGUCAAAGACAAUCUACCUGUCCAAAUCCAGAAACUCACAGAGGAGAAGUACCACAUAGAACACCAUCCCAGCGAAGCGGCCAUCGUCGUCCGUAGCACAACGGGGCUCCCGUUAACCCUCAAAGUGACCCUCACCUCCCCACUAAUCCGGGACGAAGCCGAGAAGGAUGGAGACAGUGUCCCGGUGAAAGAGCCUUCGGAUUUACUCAACAGGCAAAAAUGCCUCGAAGCUUUGGCGUCUCUGCGACACGCCAAAUGGUUUCAGGCCAGAGCGAAUGGACUCAAAUCCUGUGUGAUUGUGCUACGGAUCCUGAGGGAUUUAUGCAACAGAAUUCCUACUUGGGCUCCCUUGAAAGGCUGGCCCUUGGAGCUGCUGUGCGAGAAAGCCAUUGGCACCUGCAACAGGCCGCUGGGUGCCGGAGAAGCUCUCCGGCGAGUGUUGGAGUGUUUGGCCUCGGGCAUUCUGUUGCCAGGUGGGCCCGGUGUGCAUGACCCCUGUGAGCGAGAGCCAAUGGAUGCCUUGUUUAGCCUGACUGUUCCACAAAGGGAAGCCAUAACCCAUAGUGCCCAGCAUGCCCUGAGACUCUCGGCUUUUGGCCAAAUCUACAAGGUGCUGGAGAUGGACCCUCUCCCUUCCAAUAAGCUGUUCCAGAAAUAUUCGUGGCCGGGGGCCGACAAAGAAGGCCCAGUUUCCUCUGCCCUCAAGAGGCCUUUUGAAGACGGGUUGGGGGACGAGAAAGACCCCAGUAAGAAAAUGAAGAGGAAUCUGAGGAAAAUCCUUGACAGCAAAGCAAUAGACCUCAUGAAUGCCUUGAUGCGGCUGAACCAGAUCCGGCCCGGCCUGCAGUACAAGCUCCUCUCUCAGUCGGGGCCCGUCCACGCCCCGGUCUUCACCAUGUCCGUGGACGUGGACGGGACGACCUACGAAGCCUCAGGACCUUCCAAGAAGACGGCCAAGCUUCACGUGGCCGUAAAGGUGUUGCAAGCGAUGGGCUACCCCACCGGCUUCGACGCAGACAUGGAAUGCACCAGCUCCGAUGAGAAGUCGGAUACCGAAGGGAAAAAUGAGACUGUGUCUUCAACCACGAGCAAUAAUAAUGGGAAUUCCACAGUUGAUACCUCUGCAACCUUAGAGGUCCGAACUCAGGGUCCCAUCCUCACAGCCAGCGGCAAGAAUCCAGUGAUGGAGCUAAACGAGAAGCGGCGAGGCCUGAAAUACGAGCUCAUCUCCGAGACGGGAGGCAGCCAUGACAAGCGGUUUGUGAUGGAGGUAGAAGUCGACGGGCAGAGGUUCCGAGGGGCUGGCCCCAACAAGAAAGUAGCCAAGGCCAGCGCUGCCUUGGCGGCUCUCGAGAAGCUCUUUUCGGGCCCCAACGCGGCUGCCAAUAAGAAGAAAAAGAUUCUCCCACAGACCAAAGGAGGGCUCGUAAACACAGCCAUGUCUGCAGCGGCCCGAGGGAGAGGACGAGGGGCUCCCAUGCGGGGGGCGUUUGUCGGGGCAGCAGCGGCCACCAGUUACCUGGCACCAGGAUACGCGGCACCCUACGGAUACAACGCAGCAGCUGCCGCCGCACCGGCUUAUGGUCUUCCCAAGAGAAUGUUCCUGUUGCCAGUUAUGAAAUUUCCUACCUUUCCAAUGCCCCAUUAUUCGUUCUUUUAGCCAUCGGCUGAGACUCUUUAUCCGGCUUCCACACACACCAGACAGGAUGUUAGAAGGAAGUGUUGAGAAUCAAGACACUCAGCUUAGUCUACC